This is a messenger RNA of Ostreococcus tauri, 1866 nucleotides long. Its product is annotated as Lysine-tRNA ligase, class II. The record is from RefSeq and is a predicted model, not a curated record. Gene Ontology annotation, cellular component: cytoplasm; cytosol. NCBI's taxonomy places the organism in Eukaryota, Viridiplantae, Chlorophyta, Mamiellophyceae, Mamiellales, Bathycoccaceae. Gene Ontology annotation, biological process: lysyl-tRNA aminoacylation. The transcript has a single exon. Bases 1 to 1866 code for a protein of 621 amino acids. Gene Ontology annotation, molecular function: tRNA binding; ATP binding; lysine-tRNA ligase activity.
AUGCGUCUCGCCCGCGAGCUCGCGCGCGCGCGCCCGCGGUGCCCUCGCGCGUGCGCCAGGGUGCCCCGCGUCGCCCGCGCGCGCGCGGCGUCGACGGACGGGUUCGUCGGACGUCUCGGUGGAAAUUGUGCGCUCCACGCACCGUGCGCUCGACAAACGUCGAAAAAGUCCGUGUUCUCCACCGCGGUGCGAGCGCGGACGACGGCGCGCGACGACGCGAGCGAGGCGAAGGGGCGUGGGAAGAUUGGUGGGAAAAAACAAGGGAAUGGGGUGACGUCGUCGCCGGAAGAGGUGAAGGCGCUGCGGAUGGGAAAGUUGGACCAGUUGACGGCGCUGGGCCAACGGGGGUUCGAUUAUCGGUUCGAUCGCACGAAGUACUGCGAUGCGCUUCAGAGAGAACACGAGAGGCUGGAGAACGGCGUGGAGGUCGAGGGGAGCUCGGAGGCGGUGUGCGGUCGGGUGAUGGCGAAGCGGUCGUUCGGGAAGUUGGCGUUUUUGUCGUUGGUGGACGAGCGCGGAAGCGUGCAACUGUUUUGCGAUAAGAAGCGAUUAGAUGAGACGAGUCCGGGGGCGUUCGAGAUGAUCACUGAGUUGGUGGACGUCGGUGACAUCAUCGGUGUGCACGGGAGCGUGAAGAGGAGUGAUAAGGGGGAGCUAUCCAUCGUCCCGACCAAGGUGCAAAUGCUCACCAAGGCGUUGUUGCCGCUUCCUGAUAAGUGGCACGGCUUACAGGACGUUGAGAAGCGGUAUCGACAGCGAUACGUCGAUCUGAUUGUUUCCCCGGACGUGCGAAGCACGUUCAAGGCUCGGUCCAACAUCAUCUCCACCAUCCGUCGCAUGCUCGACGACCAAGGAUUUAUGGAGUUUGAGACGCCGGUGUUACACGACUCGGCAGGCGGCGCCGACGCGAAGCCGUUCAACACGUUCCACAACGCGCUGGGGAUGCAAUUGACGCUUCGCAUCGCCACCGAGCUCCACCUCAAGCGCCUCGUCGUCGGUGGGUUCGAACGCGUGUACGAGAUUGGUCGCAUUUUCCGCAACGAAGGACUCUCCACCAGGCAUAACCCAGAGUUCACGUCCAUCGAGGUGUACCAGGCGUACGCCGACGUCACUGAUAUGCUCGAACUCACUGAAGAGAUGAUUUGUCAGUGCGCCAUGAAAGCGUGCGGGACGCUGACGAUUCCGUACGGCGAUCAUACGAUUGACUUGAGCAAGCGCCCGUGGCGACGCGCGCCGAUGAACGACUUGGUGAAGGAGGCGACCGGAGUGGACGUCAUGUCGUUCGGCGACGACCUCGACGGUGCCAAGGCAGCUGCGAUCCCAGCGCUCAAGGCACACUCCAAGAAGGCGGGCGAAGGGAUUAAGGGCGUGAAGACGGCAGUGAGUGUCGGUCACGUGCUCAACGAAAUGUUUGAAGCCACUUGCGAGAGCGGCUUGAUUCAACCAACCUUCGUGCUCGACCAUCCGGUGGAGAUCUCGCCCUUGGCGAAGCCCCAUCGGGAUAAACCGGGUGUGACGGAGCGGUUCGAGCUCUUCGUCGUCGGUCGCGAACUCGCAAACUCGUUCAGCGAGCUCACCGAUCCGAUCGAUCAGCGCGGACGUCUCGAGAAGCAAAUCGAAUCCCAUGCCAAGACAUCCGCCGCCCAGCGCGAGGCCGCCGCGGGCGACAAGGACGUGCUCAAGGAGCUGGACGACGAAUCGUACGACGUUGAGCUGGACGAGGACUUCCUAACCGCGUUAGAGUACGGCAUGCCACCGACUGCCGGCAUGGGUCUCGGUAUCGAUCGUCUCGUCAUGCUCCUCACCAACUCGCCGUCGAUUCGCGACGUCAUCGCAUUCCCACUGCUGAAGAAGCAAGAUUCAUGA